Messenger RNA from Peniophora sp. CBMAI 1063, 1092 nucleotides. Lineage: Eukaryota; Fungi; Basidiomycota; Agaricomycetes; Russulales; Peniophoraceae. The record is from the annotation of a GenBank genome assembly.
AUGAUCUUCUCUGCUCUCCUUUCGAUCGUCGCCCUCGCUACUACGGCCAGCGCUUCCGCUCUCGAGAAGCGGCGCGUCACGUGCCCCGGCGGCGGUGUCACGGCCAACGCGGCGUGCUGUUCGCUCUUCCCGAUCAUCAAGGACAUCCAGGAGAACCUCUUCGAGAAUGAGUGCGGCGACAACGCUCAUGAGGCUCUUCGCUUGACGUUCCACGACGCGAUCGGCAUCUCAAAGACCAACGCUUCCUUCGGUGGAGGCGCCGACGGCUCCUUCGUAUUGUUCGGCGACAUAGAGACCACUUUUCCCGCAAAUGGCGGUACGGACGAGAUCGUAGCUCUUGAGAAGCAGUUCAUAGCUCGCCACCCGGGCAUUUCCGUUGCCGAUUUCAUUCAGCUCGCGGGUGCGGUCGGUAUAACCAACUGCCCCGGCGCUCCUCGCCUCCAGUUCCUCAAGGGCCGCAAGGACGGCACGAAGCCUGCGCCCGACGGCACGGUUCCCUUGCCCUUCGACUCUGUUGACAAGAUUCUUGCUCGCAUGGCUGACGGCGGUGGCUUCUCUCCCGCUGAGGUUGUUGCCCUUCUGACCGCUCAUACCGUUGGAGCCGCCGACAACAUUGACGCCACUAUUCCGCGCACUCCCUUUGACUCUACCCCGAGUCUCUUCGACAGCCAGUUCUUCCUCGACACGCAGCUCAAGGGGACCCUUUUCCCUGGCAACGGCCCCAACACCGGCGAGGUCAUGUCGCCGCUUCGCGGCGAGAUCCGUCUUCAGUCCGACCACGACUUCGCCCGUGACUCGCGCACCUCGUGCUUUUGGCAGGCGAACGUGAACCAGCAGAACCACAUGACCAGUACCUUUGCUGCGGCGAUGGCUAAGCUCGUUGUUCUCGGUCAGAACGAGAGGUCUUUGAUCGACUGCUCUGACGUUAUCCCGGCCGUCAAGCCCUUCACGAAGUCCUUGACUUUCCCGGCUGGCCUUAACAACAGGGAUGUCGAACAGGCUUGCGCUACUUCUGCGUUCCCGACGCUCAGGACUGACCCAGGCCCGGCUACCUCAGUCGCCCCAGUGGCCCCUGGGUCGACAACCGUUUGA